AUGUCGCCCCUGGCCUCGCCCACCAUCCCUCACGGCAGCUCCAAGGGUCAAAACCACGACAGGAUAGAGAGGAAGGAGGUCGCCAUGGAUCGCACGGCCGAUCCGGAGGGAGAAGAGGGCCGCUUCGAAUUCGACAUUACGGCGUCGCAAAAGAUGAUCUCGGCCAUGUCGGGAAGCCUGCUUACGUCGCUGCUGAUGACCCCCCUCGACGUUGUCCGGGUCCGACUGCAGUCGCAGAGGAUGCCAUCACCUUCGGUUGACUUUUCCCGCCUCGCGCUGACGACAAACUCCCUCACACCUGCCCAGACGGCCGAGCUCGGCAUCACGUCCUGCUGCCGUGAAGUCUUCUUCGCCGGCAACACCGCCGUGUAUUGCGUCGCGGCGCCGAGGAUGGGAGGCCUGGCGGCGGCCAACUCCUCGCCCCCCAGCGACUGCGCAGUGCAGGAGGUCCAGAAGAAGACGUACAACUCCACCAUGGACGGCUUUCGCAAGAUCGCCCGCAACGAGGGCGUCUUGACGCUGUGGAGGGGACUGUCGCCGACCCUGGCCAUGGCCGUUCCGGCGAACAUCAUCUACUUUACCGGCUACGAUUGGCUUCGAUACAACCAGACGAGCCCCUUCUCCGCCUUCUCCGCCGACUAUGCCCCCCUCACCUCCGGAAUGGUUGCCCGGAUGUUGGCGGCGACGGCUGUCGGACCCAUCGAGCUGGUGCGGACGAGAAUGCAAGCGGCGCCCGGGUCGUCGACGACAAACCACCUGCUGGAGGCCUUUGACGGGAUCCGGGACAUGGUUGCCGUCCACGGCUACACCUCGCUCUGGAGAGGGUUGACCCUGACCCUCUGGCGGGAUGUCCCCUUCUCCGGCAUAUACUGGUGGGGUUACGAGACGAUUCGGUCGAAGCUGACGGAGAUGCGCAAAGACAAACAGGGUCGAUCCGUCUCCCAUUCCGACUCGUCCCAGCUCGCCCGACUGCGGUUUCAGAGCCGCGAGAAGCACACGGAGACGUUCAUCGACAGCUUCAGCGCGGGCGCCUUGUCGGGCGCCUUGGCUUCCAUCGUGACGACGCCGUUUGACGUGGGCAAGACGCGAACGCAGGUCUUUCACGAGUCGACCCGGUCGUCGGCAUCGGCCGCGACGGCUACGCGCGCGCCCGAGGAGAGAAGCAUGGUGCGGCUGCUGAUGCACAUUUUCCAAACCGAAGGCAUCUCGGGCUUGUGGAAAGGCUGGAUCCCGAGGACGCUGAAGGUGGCACCCGCUUGCGCCAUCAUGAUCAGCAGCUACGAGGUCGGCAAGCGAGUAUUCCGGGGCGUCAAUGCCCGCGCGGUGCAGCAGGACGAAGGCUCAUAG
This is a messenger RNA of Drechmeria coniospora, 1347 nucleotides long. RefSeq names its product Mitochondrial carrier domain protein. NCBI's taxonomy places the organism in Eukaryota, Fungi, Ascomycota, Sordariomycetes, Hypocreales, Ophiocordycipitaceae. Gene Ontology annotation, biological process: mitochondrial transmembrane transport. The coding region runs from base 1 to 1347 and encodes 448 amino acids. The transcript is spliced from 2 exons. The record is from RefSeq and is a predicted model, not a curated record.